UCCCCUGCAGUUCUUGUUAGUGAGUGUUACUUUAAACAAAUAUGGUCGUGAAUUUCAAAGUUUUCAAGAAGGUCUCCCCCAAUGGAAAGCUCACUUUGUACCUGGGCAAAAGGGACUUUGUGGACCACAUCUCUAGCGUGGAACCUAUUGAUGGAGUGAUCGUAGUAGAUGAUGACUACCUCAGGGACCGCAAAGUCUUCGGCCAAGUUGUGUGCAGCUUCCGUUACGGCCGAGAGGAGGAUGAAGUCAUGGGACUCAACUUCCAGAAAGAUCUCUACCUAGCUUCCGAGAUGAUCUAUCCUCCCCCGGAAAAGCGAGAGGACAACCUUACAAAACUACAGGAACGACUGCUCAAGAAGCUCGGCCCAAACGCCUUUCCGUUCAAGUUCACCAUCUCCCCAAGUGCUCCAGCGUCAGUGAUACUCCAGCCAGGACCGGAAGAUCAAGGAGAGCCAUGCGGGGUUCAAUUCUACGUCAAGAUCUUUGUGGGAGAGAACGAGACCGAUCGCUCACAUCGCAGGAGUACAGUUGCUCUAGCCUUCCGCAAAGUGCAGUAUGCUCCAUCCAAGCAGGGUCGCCAACCUUGCACUGUCGUCAGGAAAGACUUCCUCCUCAGCCCUGGAGAACUGGAGCUGGAAGUGACUCUGGACAAACAGCUGUACCAUCAUGGGGAAAGAGUUGCAGUGAACAUCUGUAUUCGCAACAACAGCAACAAAGUGGUGAAGAAGAUCAAGGCGAUGGUACAACAAGGUAUUGAUGUCGUGCUGUUCCAGAACGGACAAUACCGUACGUCCGUGGCAAGCCUGGAGACUCAGGAAGGUUGUCCUAUUCAGCCUGGUUCCUCUCUACAGAAGAUUAUGUACCUGACUCCGAUGUUAGAAUCCAACAAGGAUCGUCGUGGAGUAGCACUUGACGGACAACUGAAGUCCGAGGACACAAACCUUGCCUCCUCAACCCUGCUAGCCACAGCUGAUCAUAAAGAUGCGUUUGGCAUUGUCGUCUCAUACUCUGUGAAGGUGAAGCUCUUCCUAGGAGCUCUCGGAGGAGAAGUUUCAGCUGAGUUACCGUUCAUCCUGAUGCACCCCAAGCCUGAAACCUUGAAGGGUAAACUACUUACAGCAGACAGUCAGGCUGAUGUGGAAUCCUUCCGUCAAGACACCGUGGACGAGCCAGGACUCUUGGCGGCAAACUGAACUGGACAUACGACUGGAAAUAAGCAAUAAUCUAAUCAAGUUACCAUGUCCAAUACAUCAGUUACUUAUCCAAUGCAUCGUGGUUUUGAACAAGCAUUGUCUUAUCAUAACAUGUAGUAUUGUCAUCUUGCUCGCUACUUUUAACUAAUGAAUGUAUUAUAUUUUGUUUUAUUGAGUAACUAAAUAUAUUUUUAUAGCAAACAUUUUUAUUUUUGUUUCUAAGAUAUUAAACUUAUAAUAGGCCUAUUUCUAUGUUUCUAAAAGUUAUUUUGUUGGUGUCCUUAAACAUGUACUCAAAUAAGUUUUCAAUGUUAUAUAACUACAUAUGAAAUCAAUAUUUAAUUUCAACAUUUCAACACAAAAUAUUGGUAUACUGUAAACAGUUUAAUGUUGCACUCUAA
This is a messenger RNA of Macrosteles quadrilineatus (aster leafhopper), 1594 nucleotides long. RefSeq names its product arrestin homolog (gene Arr1). Gene Ontology annotation, molecular function: G protein-coupled receptor binding. Gene Ontology annotation, biological process: G protein-coupled receptor internalization; signal transduction. The transcript is spliced from 8 exons. Lineage: Eukaryota; Metazoa; Arthropoda; Insecta; Hemiptera; Cicadellidae. The record is from RefSeq and is a predicted model, not a curated record. Gene Ontology annotation, cellular component: cytoplasm. The coding region runs from base 42 to 1193 and encodes 383 amino acids.